Messenger RNA from Nerophis ophidion (straightnose pipefish), 2449 nucleotides. RefSeq names its product tubulin beta chain-like. Gene Ontology annotation, biological process: mitotic cell cycle; microtubule cytoskeleton organization. Gene Ontology annotation, molecular function: GTPase activity; GTP binding; structural constituent of cytoskeleton. Bases 112 to 1449 code for a protein of 445 amino acids. The record is from RefSeq and is a predicted model, not a curated record. Gene Ontology annotation, cellular component: cytoplasm; microtubule. The transcript has 5 exons. NCBI's taxonomy places the organism in Eukaryota, Metazoa, Chordata, Actinopteri, Syngnathiformes, Syngnathidae.
AGUAGAGCACUGAGGGGAAGGACAGGGCUUAGCAGCUCAUGAGACUUUGCACACAGGGCUCCGUCAUUGAUCCACAGUCGGCACCCGAGCAGCAACACACAGCACAGAAACAUGCGUGAGAUCGUUCAUCUGCAGGCCGGACAAUGUGGGAACCAGAUUGGAGCAAAGUUCUGGGAGGUGAUCAGUGAUGAGCACGGCAUCGACACAACAGGAUCUUACCAUGGAGACCUUUCCCUGCAACUGGACAGAAUCAACGUGUACUACAAUGAGGCUUCAGGAGGAAAAUAUGUCCCAAGGGCCAUCUUGGUGGAUUUGGAGCCAGGCACCAUGGAUUCUGUCCGAUCCGGCCCCUUUGGUCAGAUCUUUAGACCUGACAACUUUAUCUUUGGUCAGAGCGGGGCAGGCAACAACUGGGCCAAGGGCCAUUACACAGAGGGAGCUGAGCUAGUGGAAUCCGUCAUGGACGUGGUUAGGAAGGAGUCGGAGGGCUGUGACUGCCUGCAAGGGUUCCAGCUUACACACUCUUUGGGCGGCGGCACCGGCUCUGGAUUGGGAACACUGCUCAUCAGCAAGAUCCGUGAGGAAUACCCGGACCGCAUCAUGAACACCUUUAGUGUGGUGCCUUCACCCAAGGUGUCGGACACCGUGGUAGAGCCAUACAACGCCACCCUGUCCGUCCACCAGCUUGUCGAGAACACAGACGAGACCUACUGCAUCGAUAACGAAGCCUUGUACGACAUCUGCUUCCGAACCCUUAAACUAACCACACCCACCUACGGAGACCUCAACCACCUGGUUUCUGCCACCAUGAGCGGCGUCACCACCUGCUUGCGUUUUCCGGGACAGCUCAACGCCGACCUCCGCAAGCUGGCCGUCAACAUGGUGCCCUUCCCCCGACUGCACUUCUUCAUCCCGGGCUUUGCCCCGCUCACCAGCAGGGGGAGCCAGCAGUACCGAGCCCUGACCGUGCCCGAGCUCACUCUACAGAUGUUCGACUCCAAAAACAUGAUGGCCGCCUGCGACCCCCGCCACGGCCGCUACCUGACCGUGGCGGCCAUUUUCCGCGGCCGCAUGUCCAUGAAGGAGGUGGACGAGCAGAUGCUGAACGUGCAGAACAAAAACAGCAGCUACUUCGUGGAGUGGAUUCCCAACAAUGUCAAAACGGCCGUUUGCGACAUCCCGCCCCGCGGCCUCAAGAUGUCCGCCACCUUCAUCGGUAACAGCACGGCCAUCCAGGAGCUGUUCAAGCGCAUCUCUGAGCAGUUCACCGCCAUGUUCCGACGCAAGGCUUUCCUUCAUUGGUACACGGGCGAGGGGAUGGACGAGAUGGAGUUUACUGAGGCAGAAAGCAACAUGAACGACUUGGUGUCGGAGUACCAGCAGUACCAGGACGCCACCAUUGAGGAAGGGGAAUUUGACGAAGAGGAAGACGAUGAAGAGUUGGCCUGAUACUACAUGGAUCAGCUUUCAUAUUGCAUAUGGUGCUUACACUCCACCUGUGCCCCAGCCUGCACUAUCACACCUGCCCUUCCCCUACGUAACUGACUUCUGACCAAUGCUCAUUUCCCGUGCCCCAGCCUGCACUAUCGCUCCUCCCCUUCCCCUACGUAACUGACUUCUGACCUUUGCCUGCUUCCCGUGCCUCAGCCUGCACUAUCGCUCCUGCCCUUCACCUUGGUAACUGACUUCUGACCUUUGCCCACUUCCCGUGCCUCAGCCUGCACUAUCACACCUGCCCUUCCCCUUGGUAACUGACUUUUGACCUUUGCCCACUUCCCAUGCCUCAGCCUACACUAUCACACCUGCCCUUCCCCUACGUAACGGACUUCUGACCUUUGCUCACUUCCAGUGCCCCAGCCUGCACUAUCCCUCCUGCCCUUCCCUUUGGUAACUGACUUCUGACCUUUGCCUGCUUCCCGUGCCCCAGCCUACACUAUCACACCUGCCCUUCCCCUACGUAACGGACUUCUGACCUUUGCUCACUUCCAGUGCCUCAGCCUGCACUAUCGUUCCUGCCCUUCCCCUACGUAACUGACUUCUGACCAAUGCUCAUUUCCCGUGCCCCAGCCUGCACUAUCGCUCCUGACCUUCCCCUUGGUAACUGACUUCUGACCUUUGCUCACUUCCCGUGCCUCAGCCUGCACUAUCGCUCCUGACCUUCCCCUGCGUAACAGACUUCUGACCUUUGCCCGCUUCCAUCAGUAAAAGUGGGUUUGCGAUCGUUCUCGCUGAGUGGCCACCUUGAUGUCAUGGCCUCAAUAAAUGAGUGGAACAAAUAUCCGUGUGUGUGUGUGUGUGUGUGUGUGUGUGUGUGUGUGUGUGUGUGUGUGUGCGUGUGUGCGUGUGUGUGUGUGUGUGUGUGUGUGUGUGUGUGUGUGUGUGUGUGUGUUCAGAACUCAUUCUGUGCUGGGGCCUGUGAUAAUAAAAUUUGUUUAUUUCGAACAUAUAA